AUGGUCAAUAUAUCACAUUCAGAUGCGGACAAAACUUGGAAACUAUUUAUAGAAUUUCACUGUGUUCGUAAAUUACCCGAGUUUGUAAACAUCUCAUUCAGCUGUAAAGCAAUUUCUAAUGUACUCCCAUUGCAGGCUGAAAGUUAUGUAGAAGGUGUUGCUGUAGGUGUCACAGUUGGACUUAUUAUUUUUUUUGGAGUCGUCGUAGUGUAUAUAUGGUUUGUUAGAAGAAACAAAACAGAUGACAAACAUAAUACAGAUCGUCACCACGAAAACGCUGAUAUCAUUGGAAAUCAAAACAUAGAACUGUCUGCUAACUGCAAUUCUGAGAUUUCCAGAAAUCCUGAAUUAAGAAAUUUUCAUUCUAAACAAAAUAACUACGAAAUGUCAAAACCAAUGAAUGGGUCUAAUUAUGAUGGAAACGGAACUAUAUCUGAAAAAGACAAUUAUGUAUUUCAUGAAGAUCAGUAUGAUGUUUCAAGGGGACAUAACUGCUCUGAUCAUCAGCAGGGCAUAUAUAGUAGAGCUGUAGAUACUCUGUAUGACAUUGCCUCUCACAGCAGACAGAAUACUGUGACCGAUCAGACAUACGACCAUGCCUAUGGUCCGACAACAGAGGAUAAUUAUGAUAUAGCAAAUAACUGAAUACACACAAUGUAUAUAUGUAUUUUCAUUAAUUAUCAUUAUAUCCCAUACAAAAAAACGACUAAUUUUAAUUUGUUGAAGUCUAAAAAUAACAAUUUUUUUAAAUUCAAUUUUCAUAAUCAUCUUUUGUAACCAUACCACUAAGUUCAUCACUGGAAAGUGAUAUGAUAUUUAAAAAAAACAUUGACAUGAUAUAGUGAUACAUGUAAGAUGUAGUAUUCCUGUUGAAAUCAAAGCUGUCACUGUAAACACAUGCAUAUCAAACAAAAGUUUGAAAUGUACACUUCAUAAGAAGCCCAUUUAACCAUACUAUCAGGAAAAGGAAAAUUUACCAAAGGAACUGGUUUAAGAACACCGUGAGAAAAAGUUUCAAGGUAUAAAAAAGGACAGUGAUUACUUUAAAAUGUUGUGGAUAGAAGGAAUAAGUUUAGGGGAUAACAUAAAACUGCCAAUGUUAACACACUGACAAUAUAUUUUUGUCAACCAAUUUUUCUAUCUCAUGACCUAUGAAAUGAUAGGGAAAUAAUGUUUAGGAGAUUCUUUAUAACCUGUACGACUGACAGUCUCAUUCCUAGAUGAAAAUUGAUCCUCAGAGGAUUAGAGGUUUCUGAUACAGUAUAUUUAACUAAAAAUUCGCAACAAAGGUCGCUCAUUAAGAAUGUCAUAGACUAUAAUACAUCUGACUGUCAUGAUUUCUACAGACAAUGAAAUAUAAAAACAUAACAGGUAUUAAAAGAACAUGCAAAACUCUUUCUAAGGUUUAGUUUAGAAUUUAAGGAACAAAUAAUGAAUUCAUGCAAUUGUAGCAGUAUUUACUACGUUGUACAACACAUUAAGUCACUGUUCGUUUCAACACAUCAGCAUAUUUAUUUCUGAAUCCGCAAACAUUAACAAAAAAAAAUUAUGUGUGUGUUCGUCUCAUUUUGAAUAAUACCUAAAUUAUUUGUUGCUAAUGGUCGUACAGUCAAUGAAGUAUGACAAAUAAAUGGCUACUAAGUAUUAGACACUAUAAUAUUUUACUUCAUUGAAUCUAAUAUAUAUUUUUGAUGAAUUUAAACUUUUAUCAUGUACAUCUUAAAUGUUAAUGCUAGAUGUAGAUGUCCCGGGAUUCGUGAGUCAAACAGUUUCAGUUUUCCCAUUUGUCCGUCUGUUUGUCAACAGUGUUUGUAAACGCAAACACUCCGACAGUAUUGAUAGAACGAGAAUGCAAUUGUGUACAGUUGUUGUGUAUAAUAUAUGCUUGUUGUCCAAGUCAAACAAAAAAUUAAAAAAACGGAUGUACCUAUUUUUUCUUCCAUAAGAUACAUUCAAAUAGUAAAUUAUUUAUGUGUAUUUAUUCGAAUGAAAAAAAAUCCCACACGCUUCUAUCAAUAGGUUGAUCUGCAAGUUAUUUUUGUUAUGAAAAUUUGAAAAAUUAUUUUGAAAAAAUCUUAGUUUAAAAAAAAGUUUCAUUAAGAAAAUAUUUUUUUUUUCUUGGGAGGG
Molecule: messenger RNA, 2127 nt
Organism: Mytilus californianus (California mussel)
Lineage: Eukaryota; Metazoa; Mollusca; Bivalvia; Mytilida; Mytilidae
Exons: 5
Coding region: 1-645 (214 amino acids)
Source: RefSeq, a predicted model, not a curated record